GCCGCCUUGGGGCUGCGUUUCUUCCGCUCUGGGACACUGUUAAAGAAAGGUGUCCCACCAGGAAAGGCUAAACACCCCAGGACGCGAUUGGUGAGCCGGAGAGGGCAGCCUCCUCCUGCUGCUGUCGGGGCCUUGGAUGAUCCCUGCCUUCUGAGCCGUCGGGCGCAGCGCUGUCGGGUCCGUGGAGGGCAUGGGGAAGGACUCGCGGGUUUGUCAGCGGCUCUGCCUUCCGCACCCGGCUUAGUUCCGCCCGGGACGCGCGGUUUAGUUUAGCAGUCGCGGUCUCCUUGCGGGUUUGGGUCUCCGCAGGAGACCGGGGCAGGUCGAGCCCAUUGCCGUCUGGUGCUGGACACCUAGGCUCAGGGUCAGCUCUCCUGCGGGCCAGAUGCACGAGUUACCUGUCACUUGUGAACCGUGUGCGUGCCUGUGUGCCGCUCAAGCCUGCUCACCGCAAAGCCAACCUGUCACACUCCCCAGGCCUCUCCUACAGUUAACUGGUUUCCUCAAGGUCACCUUUUUGUAGUCGUGGAUCGGCUGCCCGGUGAGACCCUCUCUCCACAAACAAGCAAGCAAAUACCCUAAAACAAACACAAAAACCGAUUUUUUUUUUCUUCUGCCGCGUUUGUGGUCAGAAUUAAGCCUUUUAAAAAUUGGGGGCCGGAAGAAACCCCCUUUUCCUGGAUGUCUCAUUUUGGAUCAAAAAUCUAGCUGGUUCAGACCAAGAACAAAGUCUGUAGUCCAAACAAAAAAGGAAAAUCCUUGUUGCUUGAAGUUUGACGUUAGGGGGGUAAUUUGAUAUCAAUGAAACGAGUAACCAAGGUAAACCAGUUGUUUUGCAGAUUCUAUUGGAAUGGAUUUAGAGCCAUCAGGAUGGAAAUAAAACACAUUAGUGAAAGGCAGUUUUUAUGCCAUCACACAAUACCCGACUUCUAGCUGCAGAUGGACCAAAGAAAACCUGUGCUAACAAAGGAACAGAAGCCUGUAUUUUGGAGCCCCAUCCGUUAUAAAUAUGUUCUGUCUCAGAGGACUCUCUCUACUCUCUCGGAGAGUGGUUCAGUUCCGCCCCUUCAGUUGUAAGCCAUUAAUUAUUCAAAUGCAGAACUGUACAGAUGAAGAACAAGUAUUUGAUCUUAUCGAAAGAAGCCCGGCCAUACUUUCAGAGCCGCAAGUGGGUUGUGUGUUUAAUAUGCUCUGGCAGUUUCAGAAGCAGAAGACUAACUUGGAAAAAAACAUUGAGUUUGUUAGAAACCAUCCCCAGUUUCUUACUCUUUGCAAUGCAGCGGCGAAUCACAUCCAAGCAAUGGGUGAUGACACCCUGGUGGGUGCGCUAUACAGCAUAAAACAGUUUGGUGUUGAAUCCCAUCACCCUCUGGUUGAAGCACUGGUUACAGAAGCGUGGAAAAGGCUGGAAAGGUUUGAUACUAAUGUGCUCUCAAUAUUUUCUACUUGCCUGGCCGAUCAGCAUUUGUAUUUCAGUCCAUUAAUGGGAAAAAUAGCUGAUAUUGUAAACAGGAACUUGGAAACCAUACAGGACUUAAGGGCCUUGUCUGUCUUGAUGGUCAGCAUUUCUUCUAUAAUAUCCCACUGUUUCCAAGAAAGACUCGUGAACAAAACAGAACUGCUUUUUGAUGGUGUCGACUCUUCCAAUGUCAACAAUGCUAGACGGAUAUUACAGUUCCUCCGCAGUGUCAAGUGCAGUUAUUACCCGCUCCUGGAGCGGUGCAACCAAGUGUUUAUAGGCAGUAUGAGCAGUCUUGACUUGGAGGCCCUCUGUAGAAUCUUCAGCCUGUACCAGUACCUGCAGUUCCACAGUUUUGAGUUUAUUGAAGUGGCUCGAAGGAGGCUAGUCGAGAUGAUCCCCUGGUCAUCUGGCCACCCCGCAAGUUUUGUCAGAUUGUUUGCCGUGUUGGGACCGGUGGCAGAGCCUGAAAUAAGGAAACAGCUUAAAUCAACUAUGCUGUUGAUGUUAGAGGAGCUGACCGGCCAGCAAGUGCUGACAGUGUUGAUAGCCAUGGAGGAGAUGGAGAGCAGAAACGCACACUUGAUUAAAAAGAUUGUUUCGGUGCUGUAUAAACAUUUGGAUACCUAUAAAUCGAUAGAGCUACUGAAGAUAACACAAGCCUUGAGUUGUCUACAUUUCCAAAAUAAGGAUCUUUUUAUGAAACUUCGAGAAUUAAUUCUCAGUCAUUUGGAAGCUAGCGUCAUGCCGAGUGAGAUUUGUAUUCUGGUCUGUGCUCUAUCCAUGCUUCCUUCCUCUCGCCUCGACCAGACAGCGCUGUCCCGCCUCGAAGCCAUUUUACCCCAGUGUGACUUCAAGGAGCUGAGCGAUAUUGCAGUGUCUCUUCUGAGGUGGAUCCAGAAUGAUCACACAUGCUUGGCCGGCCCUGCUAGACAGCAACUGAAUCUCCUUCGGAAAUUAGAUCACCGGGGCCAUCAUCGAUUACAGCAAAGCACCAGCUUGGAUCUCCUGUGGGAGGAUCUUAAAGCUUUGAAAGGGGAAUGGCUUCAGGAGUCCUUGGUUGAAGAAUCAGUUGCUGCUUUGGAACACUUUGUGGAUGAAAUCGAUGGCACCAACGUUACAAAGAUCGCGUCUUUUCUUUCCAAAACUAACUACCUCAGCACCGUAAUACUUGAUAGAAUAGCUUCGGUGGUCAUCCAGCAGAUUGAAAAGAUCCAUCCCUUUUCCAUCCCCGCUGCUAUUCUUCCAUUCAGUGUUUUCAACUAUGAUCCACCUCAAAGGGAUGAGUUUUUAGGAGCGUGUGUCCAGUGCCUUACUUCUUACAAAGUUUUACCUUCAAGUCUAAGUGCAAGGGUCCAGUUCCGCCUUAUGGAGUUAAAUAGAGCCGUCUGCCUGGAAUGCCCAGAGUUUCAGACCCCGUGGUUUCAUGAUCGCUUUUGUCAAGGACACUAUAACAAAGAUGUUGGUGUUGUGACUGGAGCACAACAACAGAUCUAUAAGAUGCUAGCAGAAAUCCUCGGCGGACACAGAUGUGUAAAGGCUUCGACCCUUUCGCCGUAUUACCACACAGUGGAUUUUGAAUGCAUUUUGGAUAAACGAAAAAAACCUCUUCCUUAUGAAAGCCACAGCCUACCUCCAGGGAAAUCACCGGGAAUAUACUGGGAGUCAAAUACUUCAAGAGUUGAGUCAAGGCUUCCACCAGAAUCUGAGAGGAUUGCUUUAGAAUUUUUGGAUGUAAGAGCCUUCUGUUCAAACAUUCCUCACUUAAAAGGAAAAUCUGCUAUGAAAAAACGACAUCUGGAAAUUUUGGGCUAUCGUGUUAUUCAGGUCCCUUACUUUGACUGGAACUCUAUGGCACUGUCCACACAGGAUGCGAGGAUGGACUACCUGAGACAACAUAUAUUUGGAGCAGGCAAAUCCUGAUUGAGUUUCCAUUUAAAAUGACCAUGGCAUACCACGUCUCUAUUUUCUUUACUUAAGUGGUCUGACUCAAUUAAACAAUGCUAAGUGCAAAUAUUCUGAGUUGGGAACACACCUGAUGUGCUUGAGAUCAACGAGCUCAGCUGUGGUUAGAGCAGAUCAAGCAGGAAGUGGUUGGGAGUAAAAAGUCAGAGGAGACAGUCAGCAGCAUAGGACUUCAUGGCUCCCCCCGGGGUGAGAUGAGAAGCCAGUGCAAAACUUUAAGCAAGGAAUGCUAAUAACAGACACAGUUCGUAUUUUUAAAGUAUCUUAAGUAGUCCUGGCUGGUCUUAACCUUGUGGCAGUCUUCCUGCCUCUGCUUCUUGAGUGCUGGGAUUACAGGUAUGUGCCGUCAAGUGCAGCUAAGAACUCUUUUCAUAAGUGAGUUAAUCCCAAUGCUCUGCAGGGAAAGGCAGGAAGUCUGCUGUGGGUUCGAGGCCAGCUUGUGGGACAUAGUGAGUUCCAGGCCAGCCUAGGCCACAGUGUGUCCAGACACACACUCAGGUAAAACACCCAUACACAUAAAAAUUUAAAAGGGGUCGGGGUGAGGCCAUUUGGAUUUGAUUAGACACUUUGCCUUCAGAUGAAACUCAUUUAUUAUUUUUCUUAAACAGCAUUUCCAGUCAUCUUCGUUACAAUGCACAAGAUCCCCAUCAUAGCUCACAACGUGAGGAAAGGGUUCUGUUACUCAAACAUUUCUUGAGAAUGUAGACAUAUGCAUUUCAUUGACAAUAGAAAACGAGUGUAAAUGUACCUUAAGAAUACAAAGGCUUAGUAAACAGCUCAGAUUUAGAAAGCCCACAUCUUUGAGUAAAGUUUAACAAAAGUACAUUGUUCAGCUGAACACUAAAGCUCUCAGCAAACGGUUCUAGACUCGGCGUUGGAACAAGCUCACGGUGACUCCGAGAUCUGGCUACACUGUCAACCUCAAAGACUCUACAUGAAUCAUUGUACAGGCUUAAAGAAAGACAGUAAAUUAUAGGCUUCUUGUCCCAACAAGCCACUUCUCAAACGGUUAUUGUUGUCACCUUGUUUAUAGUUUAGACAGUUUGAACAGAUUUAAGCGUGUUGCUAGGCAACUAGCUCCCGAAGCAUAACGUAUUUCCUUCAACAUCCCAGCCCAUUCUUUUUUAUCAUCUUCAUACCUGAUGGAAGAAAAAAAAAAAAAACAAAGAAACAAUAAGCAGCCUUUAAUGAAAGCAGUUUGUAAAUUUCUUUGUACUCAGUAUAAAUCUGGGGUCUCGAGGGCGGGGGGGGGGGGGACCCCACUGCCUCCUGCCAGACAAGGAGCCUCUCCUGGUAACAGUUGAAUCCCUUUCAAUGUAUGCACCUGUGAGUGAGCAUAUACCUGCACCAAUGGCCAUUGUAUUGGAAUCGGACCGCCCAGAAAAAUUCAUGGACAGAUGACCCACUGAACUAUGGUCUCCAGAUGGAACUUAUGCGCCUGUGACCUCUGGGAUAUACCUUGUUUUCCAUUAAAUGUUUACUGGAUCUGA
Alexandromys fortis (reed vole) is the source of this 4914-nucleotide messenger RNA. It is a transcript of the gene Fastkd1, whose product is annotated as FAST kinase domains 1. The record is from RefSeq and is a predicted model, not a curated record. Gene Ontology annotation, molecular function: RNA binding. The transcript is spliced from 13 exons. Gene Ontology annotation, biological process: mitochondrial RNA processing; regulation of mitochondrial mRNA stability. Gene Ontology annotation, cellular component: mitochondrial matrix; ribonucleoprotein granule. The coding region runs from base 1010 to 3382 and encodes 790 amino acids. Lineage: Eukaryota; Metazoa; Chordata; Mammalia; Rodentia; Cricetidae.